UUUGUAAUGGAUCAUGAUGAACAUACACUUCGUAUAGAAGCUGAAGAAGUUGUAAAAGAAGUGUCAUACGCUGUAAAGUUUGUUAUAAUAUCUCCUAAUUUACCAAGCAACAAUCAACUAGUUUAUCUCAAUUUGGAAACGAAGGAAAAUGAAGAAUUCUGCGUGGAAUUGUCAGUUCGUGGAUUCAGGGUUGUAAGUCGGCAUUUUGAUAAGAUUGACAACUUGGAAUCAAGAUGUUAUGAGACCAUAUAUGCCUUAUUAGAUAACUUGAGUCCUGGAUAUAGAAACACUUUUGGAGACACCUUGGCCAUGAAACUAUACAGUAUUCAGCAAGGACAGAGUGAAGAUGCCUCUUUUUGACAUUGGAUCAAAUGAUGUUAUUAAAGAUUGGACCAAAGGAAAAUACUAGACCAGUAUUAUUUUGUUUGUACAUUUAUAUUUUUACAAGUGAUAUUUGCUAGAUAUAAGUUUAUAUGCAUGCAUUUGCUUAACACAAUAUUUUGAAAUACUUUAAAUUUUGGAUUUAAUUGAAAAACGACUUUGAAAAGACAGAAGAAUCAGCAUUUUCUGUCAAUUGCAAGUAAACUUUAAGUUUGAAAUGAGUAUAUUGUUGAUUACACAAAAUAUUUUGAUAGUCUGUAUCAAAUUUGAGGGGACUACUUUGUAAUUAUGCAUCACGGAGAGGCUGACCAUGUCUCAUGGUUCAGUAGAUGUGCUACUGAUUUUAAACUUCAGUUUGUUUUAUGUCCAAGUUCUGUUCUCAGAGACUAAGUCUAUUACAAUCCUAUAUCAUGAUGUAAGGGUGUGUCUAAGUGAGUAUUAAAGCCUCACAUUUAAUUCAGGUCAAUCUAAUAUACAUAUUAUGCUUAAGCAACUUUGAUUGAGUUUUGUGCGAUAUAAGGUGACUUACAACCAUGUAAUUGGUGUAAGGAUGCAUUAGUGGGAAUGGUACAGUCUCCCAUUAAUGGAAAAUCAUAAUGACCUACAUUUUUCAUUAAUAUACCAAUUUGGUUUUAAGUCCUAUUUCAAAAUUCAUGAAGUAAGUGACCUACAAUCAUAUAACUUGUUAGGAUUCACCAUGGGAAGUAUAUCAGCCUCCCACAAGCAUAAGUCCCUCUAGUCUAGUCUAUAUUUUUAGCUCCAUUGUCACUAUAGAGUAUAGUGUUAAAAUCCCUAAUAUUAAGUGACACAACUGAUAGAACUUGGUAUUAGGACAAAUAUUUUUUAGUAUAACAUAUUCAUUCAAAAAGUAGGUCAAUAUGACCUAUACAUUGUCUUCCCUCCAUUUACAUCAUUUGAGUUUUACAAUUUGGGAUAAGGAUGCAUUAAACACAUUUUGUAAAAGAGUAUAAAAAAUUCUAAGGAAAAUUUUGUCACUCUGGCCUAUUUUUUUUGGCUUUGUUGAAUUCAUAUGAAUUGUUGUCACUCUGGUCUAUUUUUGGCUUCAUUAAAUUUGUAUGAAUUUACAGCCCCAAGUUCAGAUACUAAGUUAUAAUAUUAUGGUUAUUCAGCCAAUUAUGGACAAAACAGACUUUGUAGUCAUAAAUGAGUUGUUAUGUUUAUUCAAGUGCCUUAUUUUUUAAAGCCAGUAAUUACUAAAAAAAAUUAAUAUGCAAGAGACUAUGGCAACAGAAAGUACUUUUUCAUUGUUCUUAGAUACCAGCAUGGUAGUUAAAAAAAUGUGACUAUUCAGGACUCCUUAUAUCAAAAUAAUGGAAGCAAAUACUUUCCACUUUGUCAGUAGUCUGUCUUUUGUGCAAAUUAACUUAAUGCAUUAAUUCAGGCACCUAUAAUUUAAAUUUGAAAUUCUAUAUUUCUUUGUAUAUGCCUUAAGGAUUCAUGGCCACUCUCCUUUCUGCAGGUCACCAAUCCUUUAAAAAAAUUCUAGGGUAAAAAUUUACUUACCAAAAGUCUUAAGACUUUGAGAUUAAGGUUUAAUGAGAGCCAUUUUCUCAUAAUGUAAAGAAAGUUUACUCCAUUUGUAAACAUCAGGCAUUUCCCAUUUACAUUUUAUUCAGAUAUCGUUUUGAGUUCAAGCUUACAAAUGUCAUACAUUAAACCUCAAAUUUUGAUAAUUGUGUUUUAUGAGUGCAAACUCUCAGAGAAAUAUUACCUUUUGUAAGAUAUAUGGGUACAUAUUUCUCAUUUUUAUGAGAAUCUGAAAAAGAUAAAUGUUUACACUUAAAUUUUCACACUGAAAUAUUUGAAGUUGAGAAUUGGUAUGGAUGAGCACCUAAUCUGCUGCAGUGAUAUUUAAAAUGAUAUAUUUUACUCUAUUGCCAAGCAUAAUAUUCUGACGUGCAAUUUACAUUAGGAUAAAUCUAACAGAGCUUCCAUCCCUAUUGGCAGUCUUCCACUGAUAUAGGUCCAGAGUUAUUACUGCGUUUCUGUAGUUGAUACUAAAUAUUUUAUCCCUGCUGUGUUUCUUGUAGUUAUCAUUUGAUCUUUGUAUCCCAGAAAGACAGCUUUUUGAUAUACAAUGUAUGUGAAUAAAAGCAACUUUAGUUUAUGAUCAAUAUGUUAUUGAUGUAGAAUUUUAUUCUAGUCCUGCCUUAGUUAGCCAGCAAUCUUUCAAAGGGAGAGAAUCACAACAUUAUUUCAUUCAUAUAAACAUUUUUUUGGAAAUCCUACAAAACUUGUAAGUUUAGUCCCUUACAAGUUUGUCCCUUAAAGUCACAGCAGAAAUACAUUUCAUAUUAUGAAGAUAUUUAAUGGCUGCCUACAUUCUAAAAUAGUGAUACCUAAUUAGCGAAUUAGCAAUCAUAGCGUUAUGAUGUAUUAUUUGCACAUAUUUAUUUCCCAUGAAAAUGUAUCAAAUGUCAUUUUUGAAAACAUAAAAAAUCAUUCUUUCUUGAUGUGAUAUUGUCAUCAUAAGUCUGCUAAAGGUAUGAUUUUUAGGUAAAAACAAAUAUUUUAAAACUGAGGAGUUGAUGGUUGAAUGUCAUUGAUCUUGUUAUAGACCAUGUCUAAGUCACAGCUAGGCACAAACAUAAAAGGGCAUGCGUUUUAAUUUCUUAUGAAACAGAAAAUAGACCAUAUGUUAAGCUUGUUAAAGAGUUUUUAGAGAUACCAUUUGUUUUGUUUGUUAGGUCUAAAAGAUCUUUACAUAUGUGCUUGUUUGUAUCUUGUAUCCAUAUCUUUUGGAUUGUACAAAAAAGGUAAAACAUGAAAUGAUUUAGUGAAAAGUUGUACCUUCAUCGGUGUUAGGGAUUAGAAUGAUGAUAGUAUUUAAUCAUUGCAAAGCUUUUGAUGUAUCAAAGUAUAAGGUGCUCUUUAUGUAUAUAUUUAUAUAUUUAUACUAUUUAUACAUUGUAUGGUUUCUUAAAAGUAUGAAUUAUGUUAUAAUGUUUGCAUUGAAGAGUUUGAACAAUUUAUACGGUUAUGAAAUAUUUUUGUAAACAUGAUAAGAAUAAUGCUGAUUAUAUAUAUAGGUUGAUGACUUAAAUAUUUGUGGUUAUGCAUUUACUAUUUUUGAAAAAUUGAGGCAACAUCAGAUUGUACAAAACUAUCCAGUCCAGAGUCUAUGUUGACUUCCUGCAAGUUGACAUCAUAUUUACACAUCAGCUAGUCCUGCCAGUAACUUACAGUAACUGCUUUGUUGUAUAUUGUAAAUGUGUUGUAACCGCCACAGUUUAAUUAACAAGGCUUUAUUUUAAAAGCUAUCAUCUUUCAACUUAACAGUGUAAUUUAAACCAUAAAAGGAAAAAAAAUAAUAAAAAAAAUAGGAGUAGGUCUGAUUUUCACUAUUUGUUUCAAUCAGAGGCAAAUCUAAAAGCUGUCAAAUCCUACUGGAAAUUGAAAAUUUGUCUGCAUAGCAUUUCACAAUUUUACAUAUUUUCAUAAAAUCAUUAAAGUAUUCAGGGCUUCAUGUUACUGUCAAAGGCAUAUUUUAUACAAAAUUUUGCAUCGAAUGACAUUGCUAACCAAAAUGAAUUAAUUUGUACCUGAAAGACAAUGCAUAGAACUGAUGUUCUUCCAACAUAAUUAUGGUUUGGUAAAUAAUGUCCUUCAUAAAUUCAGGGUAAAUUGGCAAUACUCUUUGCUGAAAAAUGAACCAGUUUGUUUACCUUUAAAUUCAGUGACCAUAAUCAAUUUUCCAAGCCUUGAUUUUGUUCCAAUUUUAGACUUUUUUGGGGAAAAAGAAACUAUUCCUAGUUACUAAGUUAGGACACAUUGUAUAUAUCCCUUCCUAUGCAUAGCAAGUGAAAGGAGCAUGGUGUAUUGUAUGAGAUCUGACACAAAUAUGACUUGAUAAAUGCUUUUCACAUUUUUAGGUGCUAUCAACACAUGCUUCUUAAGAUUAGUAUAUGCAGGGAAACAGUUUAUCCUGCGUAGUAGUUGUUUCCAUUUGUGUGUUAAAUUCUAAAAUUGGAAACCUGUAAUUUGAAAUAUAUGAACAAUCUAAUACAAGAUGUUUUUUUGAAUCUAAACAGAUUGCUGCAAAAGCUUCAUUUGAACUAGGAAAAUGUCUACUUUUCAAUCAGUUUGACAAUUGGUUUAACUCUCCAAGCAUUAUUUGGUUGGUAAGAUGUAGCAUUAUUUUAUACUUUAAUAUUUAUUAACAAUUGUAAUGUACAAUGGGGCAAUUCGUUUUUUGUUUACUUUUAUAUGUACAAUAAAAAUAUUUUAAUUGUU
Mytilus californianus (California mussel) is the source of this 4635-nucleotide messenger RNA. Its product is annotated as GSK3-beta interaction protein-like. The record is from RefSeq and is a predicted model, not a curated record. Gene Ontology annotation, biological process: regulation of canonical Wnt signaling pathway. Gene Ontology annotation, cellular component: cytoplasm. The transcript has 3 exons. Lineage: Eukaryota; Metazoa; Mollusca; Bivalvia; Mytilida; Mytilidae. Gene Ontology annotation, molecular function: protein kinase A binding; kinase regulator activity. The coding region runs from base 7 to 360 and encodes 117 amino acids.